Kluyveromyces marxianus DMKU3-1042 is the source of this 1593-nucleotide messenger RNA. It is a transcript of the gene ARO9, whose product is annotated as aromatic-amino-acid:2-oxoglutarate transaminase. The coding region runs from base 1 to 1593 and encodes 530 amino acids. The transcript has a single exon. Gene Ontology annotation, biological process: L-tyrosine biosynthetic process; aromatic amino acid catabolic process. Gene Ontology annotation, molecular function: L-2-aminoadipate:2-oxoglutarate transaminase activity; aromatic-amino-acid:2-oxoglutarate transaminase activity; pyridoxal phosphate binding. The record is from RefSeq and is a predicted model, not a curated record. Lineage: Eukaryota; Fungi; Ascomycota; Saccharomycetes; Saccharomycetales; Saccharomycetaceae.
AUGGUCGUGAAGAUUGAUGAUAAGACUCUAGAAGAGCAUUACUCUAAGUUUUUGAAUAGACAAACAGACCGUAGGGUGCUUUUGCAAUUUUGGGACGACUUCUUACCAGAAGGUGUCAAACCACAUCCAAAACCAUGUAUUUUGGCAGCUGGUAUGCCGAAUGAAGGCUUGUUCCCCAUAGAAUCGGUGCAUCUCAAUGUAGUAGAUCGCCCAUUCCAACAUAAUGAUUAUCCAUUCAAGAGCGGCAAGCUACAUCGUAACGGAGAUGAUGGAGAAGGGACUUUCGACGAGAAGGAAUAUGUCAAGUCAAAGGUUGAUGAAGGGACUAUGGUUGAUAUCUGGAGGUAUGAACCCUCGAAUCCGGAAAAUAUUCCUAUUGCUAGAGCCUUGCAGUAUGGGGACACCAAAGGUUUGCCUCAGAUUUUGAAGUUCACCAAAGAAUUGGUGACCUAUUUGAACAAGCCUGCUUAUGAUAAUUGGGACAUCAUGAUGGCCAACGGUUCUUCUGACUCUUUGUCAAAAGUUUUCACUAUUCUAUCGGAUGAAGACGUAACCGUGUUGAUGGAAGAAUUUACCUUCACGCCAACCAUCUCCAAUGUCACAUCUUGUGGCGGUAUUCCAAUCCCUUUAAAAUGCGAUAUCACUGACGAUCCAAAGGAACAAGGCAUCAACGUAGCAUAUAUGACCGAACUCUUGGACAAUUGGACUACAGGACCUUAUUCUCACCUAUCAAAACCCAAACUAUUGUACACCAUCCCAACUGGUCAGAAUCCAACGGGUAUGACCCAAUGUGUUGAAAAGAGGAAACAGAUUUAUGCUUUAUGCGAAAAGCACGAUAUCAUCAUUGUGGAAGACGAUCCUUAUGGAUAUUUAACCUUUUUACCUUAUGAUCAAACUAACCCUAUGAAGAAUCUGUACACCGACGGUACGAUCACCUAUGACAAAUACUGUAAGGAAAUUUUGACGCCAUCCUACCUCACAAUUGAUACUUCUGGAAGGGUUAUUAGGUUAGAGACUUUCUCUAAGGUUUUUGCUCCAGGUAUACGACUCUCUUUCAUCGUUGCUAAUUCGUUCAUCUUAGACAAGAUUUCGAAAUAUGCGGAUAUAUCAGUCAGAGGUGCAUGUGGGAUUUCCCAGGCAAUGACCGCCAAUAUAAUUGAGAAAUGGUCCCAUGCGUUUGAGGGCGACCAUGUCAAGGCGUGGUUGUCUUGGGUAAUGAAGAUUGCGGGCGAGUAUACUCGCAGAAGAAAUGUUCUUUUCCAAGCACUAGAAUCCACUCCGGCUUUCAAAGAUGGUUUGUUUGACCUUGUUGAGCCUUCAGCUGGUAUGUUUGUUAGCGUGGUAGUGAAUAUAGACAAGCUUAACGUUACUGACAGACUAAAAGCUAUGGAUGCCGUCAACUACACGUUGAUCGAAGAAGGUUGCAUUGUAAUUUUAGGCUAUAGAAUGGCUGUAGACAGAAAAUUUUCCUACGAUAGAUCGAACUUCCUAAGAAUCACAUUCGCUAUGGCACCAGAUGAUGAGCAUUUGCAAACCGCAGCCGAGAGAUUGGGUAAGGGUAUUGAAAGAUUUUUCAAAGAGUAUAAAAACUAG